AACAAGGUGGAUCGGGCCACGCUCCGUUGGCGAAUAAUCGCGGUGUCCCAAAAGGCUGUCCACCUACCAGACAGAUCCAGGUUCCGAGUCAAACUGAAUCCAGCGGGUGAAUUGAAAGCGGAGGAUUGUGAGGCUAUUCUCGCUGCAGUGAUGCUGUAG
Colletotrichum navitas is the source of this 159-nucleotide messenger RNA. RefSeq lists its product as uncharacterized. The record is from RefSeq and is a predicted model, not a curated record. The transcript has a single exon. NCBI's taxonomy places the organism in Eukaryota, Fungi, Ascomycota, Sordariomycetes, Glomerellales, Glomerellaceae. The annotation marks the transcript as partial.